AUGUCAAUUUCAGACAAAUUCUACUCUUUGGCCAAGCUCGAUGACACCAACUACACCAGCUGGAGCACAUGCAUGAAGGCAGUCCUCAUCAAGAGGGGCUACUGGUCUCUUGUAUCCGGGAAAGAGAAAUUGGAUGCAUCCAUUCAAGCUGAUGCCAGCAGACUUGCUGCAUUCCAGCCGCGCCAGCUCGAAGCUUGCUCAGAGCUCAUUCUCGCAGUUGAAGAUAGCCAACUCCCACACAUGGAUGGUGACGACCCCAAGUAG
Molecule: messenger RNA, 264 nt
Organism: Suillus subalutaceus
Lineage: Eukaryota; Fungi; Basidiomycota; Agaricomycetes; Boletales; Suillaceae
Exons: 1
Coding region: 1-264 (87 amino acids)
Source: RefSeq, a predicted model, not a curated record